AUGAUUCCGCCGCCUCCCCGCCGAAGACUUUCUUCUGACCUUCACACCAUCAGCUCCGUGCAGUCUGAAACAUCAGGCGCAGGUGAAGUUGUGUGCAAGAAGGAGACUUUCCCCCUCUUUGGCGACGAGAUCGUUGGUGCAAAGUGUGAACCUAGAGAAGGAUUCCAGAACAAGGUGCAGGAACUACUUCGUGAUUUUGAUGAGAUGCUCGUCCACUCUGUCCGGAUCGGGUCUGAAGGCGGCUAUCGCGAAGAUGGCAAGAGCAGACUACGAGGUUUCCUGCUGAAGGCAGAGGCAACUUUGGAAGAUGAGCCCGACGACGUGACAAAGAUCCAGAACACUGUUUGUGCAUCAGAUAAUAGCGAGGGCACUUCGUUUAGUACCUCAGCAACCAUCCCAUCGCCGGAUGUAGCUAGUGAACGUGAGGCCCUCAUGGGCCCAGCCUCACGCUGUUCUUCGACAUCGCUUUCUCCACCACUUCUGACACCAGAAUCCACGCUGAUCAUUCUAGAUUGGGACGACACGCUCUUCCCGACCACUUGGCUCCAAUCCAAAAAGGCCUUCAAAAACUGCAGCAAGGCAUGGCAGGAUGAACAGCCAGACGUGCAGCUUAGUGCAGAUGACCUUGCAGCCUUGGAGGAGAUGGACCAGACUGCCAGAGCACUAGUACUAACAGCAGCAGAUUUGGGCGAAGUCUGCUGUGUGACGUUGGCUCAGCGGCCUUGGCAGGAGGUAUCGAUGAAGGUUUUCAUGCCCAAGCUGUAUGAGGUUUGGAAGGAACUUGGGAUCCCAGUGCACUACGCCAGCGAAGAGGCAGACAAUACUCGGUUGGGCACCUCUGGGCCAGCGGUGCGUGCCAUCGUGAAGGAUCCAACCGAGUUGAAGUGCUUGUUGGAAAGGCAGCAAGUGGCCAAGAAGAUGAAAGCAAUGGAGAAAGUCAUCAACCGCUUCUACGGGCCAAUGUGGCGAAAUUUGAUAAGUAUUGGUGAUGGCGAAGCAGAGUGGGACGCAGUGCAUGAGUUGGUAUUCAAUCAUGCCAAUCCUGCAAGCGAUAGGCCCGAAGAUGAGCUGCACCUAAAGACGGUGAAGCUGUUGGAGGAGCCAACCUGCUCCUUACUACAGGCACAGUUGCAGGUGAUCCACGCGUGGCUUCCAUCUAUUGUCAGCCGGGCGGAGGAUCUCAACACCCGAUUGCCCGAAAAUGAAGAAGAAAUUCUAGGCCUCGCUGGAGUCGGUCGGAUGUUCUCGAAGCAUCCGAUCGGGAUCCGGGAGGAACUGAUCGAAGAAAAAGGCAUGGCACGGCAGAAUUCACAGCUAUCCUCCGAAAGACCAGGCAAGGCGUACAGACAUACAGGUGAAGCACAGCUCUUGCCGCGGGCUGCAGGCUUGGAGGCCAAGCAGAGACAGAAAGCCUUGUGCUUCGCACUGCUUUGUGUCUCCCAUGCCUGGCUCUGGACGGCCAAAGCCGUGCAAGUGGAGCCGCGGACGGCUGGGCAAAUGUUGCAGCAGAGGGAGCAUGGACAUGCAGCCAAGCUGUUGAUUUGGAUGUUGCCCCUCGAUUUGGUGCCAUGCUGCCCCAAGAAAGUGAAGGUUGGCACAUAUGUGGCGGAGCAGGUGGCUGGAGACAGCUACGCGUUGGUAGCAGCAACUCACGCUGACGCAGCCAAGCGGUCUGCCCAAUUGAAUGGGAACAGGCUUCGGAAACGCAGACUGCGAGACAACCGCAAUUUCAAAGUGGUUGUCCUGCCAGCUUUAGAAAACUUGGAUCCGCUGCUGUCUGGGAGCGUGGAGGUGAAUGAAGUGCAAGCCGAUCAAAAGGAGGAUCAGCAUGAUCAGCGGCGCCAACGUCGGCUUGAACAGAUUGAGAUCUCUUCAACGCGCUUGUCUGAGGGCAGGACUACAUGGGGCUAUGACCGUGAGGCAAAGCCGCGCAACUCCCAGGCCAUUGCAACCCUAACAGCACCUUUGCCAUGGUUUCGUCCCGAAGAGAAGGACGCCAGGGGAGCAGGGCUACAGAGACAGAAGUCAUUUCGCAAGCGAGGCAUGCAUGCCACAGACCCUUGGGAAUUGUUUGACAAAAGCCUCCGUGGUACGGGUGUGGAGCGAACCCCAAAGAGCCGUUCGCCCAGACGGAUGGAAGUCGACGAGCAUGACCUGUUCAAACUUCACUUGGCCGAGCAACCUCUCCUACCAGAAGACCCUGUCGAGGCGUAUUUCCAGAGUCAGGACUCGAGGAUAGAGGACAGCCACAAGACGAGGAGCAGCAUUUCUUGGAUUCCUGAUGCAGAAGCCAAGAAGAAGAUGCUUUGUGCUGCAGACACGAAGCAUCACAUCCCAUCCUCACCAGUCAUGCAGGAUUUAGCCAAUUCCUUUGCUGUGGGAAAAACGGUGGUACAGGCCAGAUUUGCUGGAUCAGGUUCAAAGAUCGCAAAAGAUCAGCUCACUCCGACGGGAUGCCUGCCAGUUGAUGAGAAUGUGGCUUGGGCUUUGAGUAGUGAGAGGUGGUUUGGACUCUGGUCUUCGCUGGGGGCAAUGGCGGAGAGCCCAGAGAGCCCAAGAAGCCCUGGCGGGGGACUACUGGAGCUGCGAGCAACUGCCACGAAGCUGAUCCGCGGUGUGGAUGAACUCUUUCCGAAGCAGCACAUUGAGAAGGCUCUGUCCAAGGUGGAGCAGAUCACACCGAGAGACUGUGAGGAUGACGACGUGGAGUUGCUCCUGAGGCGACCGCCGGAAUGGCGGAAGAGAAAGCUUCGAGCAGAGUGUCGGCUGCUACAACAGCAGCUUCAAGAAAAGAAAGCCAGUGAAGAGGCUUUCCUGAAAAACAUGAUGACAUUUUUCAAAGACGAGGAUGGCAAGUCUAUUGCCCGUCGAAUGCAGAUUCAAGAUCUCGUGGACCAGUAUGAAGAGCUCAACAAGCACUGCGAGCAACAAGAGCUGGAAGCCGAAGCUCUUCAGGCGUGCCUGCAGUUAAUGGCAGCGUACGCGGAGGAUGCAAAACAGAGGAACACCUUCCUCAUUGAGACCUUGACUCAGCUCCUGUCAAACCAGCCGACCAUCAUUCCAGGGGAACACAACGAGUUGAGCCGUGCCUGGCAAGAGUGUGUUCUUGCCGCAUACCAUCGGCUUUCCAACGACUUUGGCACCUGCACGGACAAUAUGCUGUGCCGGCGCAACAUGUUCUUGGAUCGGCUGGAAGAUGCGAAGAGGGAGAACAAGGAGCAUGCCUUGCAGAUGGCUUUACUGAUGCAAACAACGACCCAAGCCCGGGAAAAGCUCGAUGGGUUUAAGAGACGCUACUUUUGGGACAGCUCUAGUGAAAGCCUCAAGGCUCCAAGGGUUCCGAAGUUGCCUUUAGCUGACACACCUGAUUUGGAGCCGCCGUCCUUGGUGCGCAAGGAUCCAGAUCACUUUCUUGAAGAUGUGCCGGAACUGUCAGAGGAUUUCUCCCCUCAAUCGAGCAAGUCUCGAGAGAAGCAGCCAGAGCAGGAGCCAGACUGCAUUCAGGUGCCGGCCGGCCUACACAGUGCCUCGCAUGAGCAGCCUAUGCAGUGCCAGAGGCACCUGCACAGUCUUCUGCCACAAGCGGUGCCGACGCAGCACCACAGGAUGUGCUCACCUCCCCGGAUCCCAGUUUACACCGCCACCGCUCAGAAUGCUCAGAAUGCUCAGAACGCUCCGCAGAUCGGAUGGCAAUUUCGAAGCCGUCCGCUGGUGCAUGGCCCAUGCCAUGGCCCAUGCAUUGCAGAGCCAAGUACUGUGCCAAAGAUGCGGGUUUCAGUCUCGCCGCCUCGUGUGGUUGCAGCACCUCCCUACGUGCACGGUUCCCACAGUGCUCCCAGUGCCCCCAGUGCCCACAGCGCACAGCUUCUUGGUGCCAGCUGCAGGGUGCCAGUGGGCUGGUGCUCCGGUGCUUCUAUCAGGGUUCCGUCCCCUGUCCCUGAAGGAGUGCGUGCGGAGCCAAGAUGGAGAAACACCGUAGCACCAAAUGUACCAAGCGCUCCAGGACCUCCGAAAAGGGGCUCUUGUCCUUGCCCGUUGUCAGAAAGAGGUCAGUUGUGGCGCAUGGCUAGAUCACCCAGGGCUUCUCAUCCCCCAGCGUUGCGACCUGCAACCUAUCGGAGUGAGUUGAGAAUGGCAUCUCCUGAUGCAGGACGUGCAACUGUGCCGACAUAUGUCGCACCGUGUCAGUUCUCACCACGACGCCCUACGAGGUCACCCUCCCCACAACGCUUUCAGGCAAGCACUCCACGGGCAGUAUCACCAAUCAUAGUUAGAAGCCCAAUUACGUACCAUGUUCACAGAGGAAGUGCCCCUGCUCGGGCUAGCAAGGAGAGGGCUUCCAGGACGCCAUCCCCAUGUGCGCCUGUAUUUACCAGUGGUCAGCCUUUGCGGGUGGCAGCGUUGCCAUCCCAAGUAGGAGUGACUGAUUCCGGCUGUGGGAGCUGUCAAGUUCCUCCGAGCUUCAUAGGGAUGUCGUGGGAGCUUCCCAGUGGCCGCUCACGGCCAGCUCCACAUCCGGUUCCUCUGCACGUGCCGUUGCAAACGCCAUUGCCAGCUCCACCUGUCUUGCGUGUGCCGCUUCGCUCGCCAUCACCGGUAGAUUUGGGACACACGCCGCGAGGUAGAGUUGAGCCCUCUGCCUGGCCACCAGUGAACCACGUCUUUAGUUCGUCUUUGGAGCAGUCGGGAAUGAGCACCUUUGCUGUGAUUGGCGAGUGGAAAGAACAGCGUGGGCAAAGGAAUUUUGAUCACAUGGACUGGUUUCCUGCAUCGAAUCUCAAGACAAAGAGGGAGCGAGAGAACGUGUUUUUGGAGAGUUGCGGUGCUAAGGAUGAUAUGUUGAAAUUGAUUCGCGCGUGGGACAAGAUUGAUCCAGAGGACUUCGGGCGAGUGGAGGUUGCGGAGGUUCAGCGGUUUGCAGACCGCUUGAUGAUCGACGUUGCCGCUGCCCAAGCAUGGCAGGAGAGCAAUGAUCUUUGUGUUCAACUAGACCCCCAGAGCAUCGUCAGCAGGAUGCCGCCUUGGAUUGCCAGCACACCCCCAGAGGAGUGGCCCCGCUUUGUUCAGAGGCUGUCUGAGCGGCUCACUGCAGCGCUGAGCGCAGUGCGAAAGUCAAGCUUCUGCUUUGAGGACCUUAUGCGCCUAAUAUGGCCUUGCUCCUCUGUUGAGGAUUUGAAGCAGAUGUGCGCGUGGUGUGAAGAAAUCAACAACACGCGUGAUAAAUACCAGGUGAGCCCGCCGCCAGUGCUACCUCAAGAUGCGAAGGAUGCAUUGAAGGCCGUUUUCGAUCACUUUGAUAAAGACGGCGGCGGGAAGAUUUCCACCAACGAGCUGGUUAUGUCUGGCUUAGUUGACAAGGAUGGUGCAAAGGAUUUCAUCAGGAAAGCUACAGAUGCGAAUGGGGAGAUUGGCCUGAAGGACUUUUGUGAAAUGCUAUGCCCACAUGGGUACAGAGCAACGGAGCAAUCAGUAGUUGGCAGCACCGCUCUUGGGCGAGUUGCAAGAUUGGACAAGAACACCCGAACAUGGCCUCUCAAGGAGGCAAAACCACUUGCAGCAGUUCGCUACCGCUACAGCAGCUUUGGACGAGCCUCAAGACUUAACUUGGGCAUUGUACCAGGUCAGAAGUGA
Cladocopium goreaui is the source of this 5631-nucleotide messenger RNA. The record is from the annotation of a GenBank genome assembly. NCBI's taxonomy places the organism in Eukaryota, Dinophyceae, Suessiales, Symbiodiniaceae.